Passer domesticus (house sparrow) is the source of this 1553-nucleotide messenger RNA. Its product is annotated as olfactory receptor 14J1-like. Gene Ontology annotation, biological process: G protein-coupled receptor signaling pathway; detection of chemical stimulus involved in sensory perception of smell. NCBI's taxonomy places the organism in Eukaryota, Metazoa, Chordata, Aves, Passeriformes, Passeridae. The transcript has a single exon. The record is from RefSeq and is a predicted model, not a curated record. Bases 487 to 1419 code for a protein of 310 amino acids. Gene Ontology annotation, cellular component: plasma membrane. Gene Ontology annotation, molecular function: olfactory receptor activity; G protein-coupled receptor activity.
ACUGCAGGCAGCAGACAGCCAGACCAACCUUUGGCAUCCCUCCCUGUCCAGCUGCACAGGGAAAGAGAGAAGGGUUUGGAGAGAUUGAUUUUGAAACUGGAGUGUUCAAAAAGGCCACGUUAUUUUUAAGUACACUUUUAAAUUUGUUCAUCCUGUACUAGAGGCAGGUGAAAUGAACAAAGGACACUUGUGUGGGACCAGCAGGUUUGACUGCUCUGGGGCACAGGGAGCCCUGUUUUCCCUCUGGGCUCCACAGUGUUCAGGCUGAGAGCAGUGCUAAGAACAAGACAUCAACCCCUUCCAGAAAACACGUAGUUACUUAGCAGCCAAACCUAAAUUAAAAAAAAAAAGGAAAUGAAAUUUCCCCAAAGAAAGAGAAGCAAUUUUGAGUGAUUGUGUAAGAAAUGAGCAGAGGAUUGACUCAAGGUACUUUGUCCAGAUUAUCAAUGUUGUCUUUGAAUAGCUCAUAAUACCCAGAGUGAAGAAAUGUCCAACAGCAGCUCCAUCAGCCACUUCCUCCUGCUGGCAUUGGCAGACACGCGGCAGCUGCAGCUCCUGCACUUCUGCCUCUUGCUGGGCAUCUCCCUGGCUGCCCUCCUGGGCAACGGCCUCAUCAUCAGCGCCGUAGCCUGCAGCCACCACCUGCACACGCCCAUGUACUUCUUCCUGCUCAACCUGGCCCUCAGCGACCUGGGCUCCAUCUGCACUACUGUCCCCAAAGCCAUGCACAAUUCCCUCUGGAACACCACGACCAUCUCCUACACAGGAUGUGCUGCACAGCUAUUUCUGUUUGUAUUUUUCAUUUCAGCAGAGGUUUCCCUCCUGACCAUCAUGUGCUACGACCGCUACGUGUCCAUCUGCAAACCCCUGUACUACAGGACCCUCCUGGGCAGCAGAGCUUGUGCCCACAUGGCAGCAGCUGCCUGGGCCAGUGCCUUUCUCAAUGCUCUGCUGCACACAGCCAAUACAUUUUCCCUGCCCCUGUGCCAUGGCAAUGCCCUGGGCCAGUUCUUCUGUGAAAUCCCCCAAAUCCUCAAGCUCUCUUGCUCACAAUCUUACCUCAGGGAAGUUUGGUUUCUUGUGUUUUCCAUCUCUUUCGUUUUUGGUUGUUUUGUGUUCAUAGUUUUCUCCUAUGUGCAGAUCUUCAGGGCCGUGCUGAGGAUCCCCUCUGAGCAGGGCCGGCACAAAGCCUUUUCCACCUGCCUCCCUCACCUGGCUGUGGUCUCCCUGUUCAUCAGCACUGCAGCAUUUGCUCAUCUGAAGCCCCCCUCCAUCUCCUCCCCAUCCGUGGAUCUGGCCCUGUCAGUUCUGUACUCGGUGGUGCCUCCUGCUCUGAACCCCCUCAUCUACAGCCUGAGGAACCAGGAGCUCAAGGCUGCUCUGAGGAAAAUGAUGACUGUAUCUUUUCAGAAACAUUAAACUUUUCUGCUCCAGAACCUUCAGAAUGUAACUCUUUACAAUCUUGGCCUUUUUUUCCUAUUUGUCCAUUUUGUCACUGGGACCUUUUCUUAUUAUUUUUCUGGUAUUAAAAUGUUUUUUAUAAAAUACUGUAG